AGAGGUGCGGCCGACCAAUCAGCGGCGGCCGCCGCCUGAAAAGGCCAGAUUCGCGGUAAUAUACAUUGAAUUGUUGGUGUUAGCGCCGACAUUUGACGUGGAGAUUGAUAUUGCUCUUGUAAACAAGAGAGAGAGAGGGUGCCCUGGCGUGCGGCACAUUCCUGCGACGACGACGAGGAGGAGGCACCUCCUCCUGUGGUGGCAGACGACGAGGGCAGGCAGUGAGUUCUUCUGGUCGCUGGUCUUCCGAAGGGCGCUGCUGCUGCUGCUGCUGCUGCUGCUUCAAUGCUCCUUAGGGCAGGAAGUGAAGUGGCUGUGUGAGGUCCUUGGGUGGUGCCCGAGUGUCAAUUAGUAGUUGGGGGACGUUCGAACCCAAGAGUGAUUCCGGAGUGAUUUAGUUGAGGCGAAACGAUUUCCUCCUCCUUCUUCGUGGAUGAUCGUAACAAUGGACGAAAAGACUUGAAUCACAUCCAAGCAUUCAAUGUUGACAAUUUCAUUAAUAAAGUUGAAUUACAAACAAAAGAUUCAAUGUUGACAAUUUCAUUAAUAAAGUUGAAUCACAAACAAAACAUUCAAUGUUGACAAUUCAUCACGAAUAAAGUGCAAAAAGGUAAGUGAAUUCCAGAAAAAAAAAAAAAAAAAAAAAAACUUUUGAACAUGGAAAACUCAAAUUUCUGUGCGUGAAGAGAUUAUUAAACUUUCAGCGAGAAAAACGCCCUCACAAUGACCGUGACUUUUGUAACGCCCGAAAGGCUCAAGUUAGAGGAUCCUUCGACGAACGAAAAUUAAUCUUAGUAUAAAAAAAAAAAAAAAAAAAAACGUUCGAUAAAAACGCACAUAGAUAAAUAUCAACAUUUCUUGACUCAUGUGAAAAUCGACAAAAAAUAUAUAUACCACUCAAAAACCAUUUCGAAAUAUUCAAAGAGUGACGAACCAAAAAUUCGAAAAAUCAAGGAAUCAGAAAAAGGGAGGUCGCCAAUCGCAGCGGACGCCAAGGACUCGACAAACGGGGUGGAAACGACCGCUGCUGGGAAUCAAGGACUCGGUAGAAACAAGGAGUCGCGAGUCAUCAAGUUGAAACCCACGAAUCGAGUAGCCGUAGACAUCAAGGAUCAUCAAACCAAGGACUUGCAAAAAUGUUAAAUCAGAAAAAAUAAACAAUGACAGAUGGAAAUCUAGGAUUAUAAACACAAGGAUCUGUAAAACUUUUAAAUAGCAAAAAAAGAAAAACAAUGACUUCCAAAACAGUACUUUGAAAUCAAGGUUGGAUGUUGAAAAAAAAAAACAGUCGCCAGAAAAUCAAACCAAUAAACAAAUAAAUAAAAAAAAAAUAAGAAAUAACAGAUUGACGCAAAACCAAACCUACACGAAACAAGGACCCCAUCCGGAAAUACCGACCGGAAAUACCAACCGGACCCCACCCCCCCCCAAACACCACGAUGAGCGGAAACAAGUCCUUCCUCAUCAGGGACCUCUUGGGGGACGUCCUUGGGGGUCCUGCAGGAGCCCGACUCGCUCAACUGGCCCAGGAGAGAUGCAGCAGCAAGAUGGCCCCUUCUUCAUCACCCACCCUCCUGACGAAGGACGUCGAAGGGAGCAGCGUCCUCGGGGAGUCUUCGCCUCCUGCGGGGAGGAGGAGGAUGACGACGACAUCGUCUUCUUCGCCGGCGCCGUCGGCAUCUUCGUCUCCUUCGGGCUUCCUCGGGGACGAGAAGGACGAGGGGGAGGAGGGAAGGCGACACGGAGAUGAAGAAGGUCACAGAACGCCCACGAGGAACUCCAACGCCCACGGCAUCGCCCACCCGCCCUUAUCACCGCCCACGAGCUUCCCGGCGACUCCCCCCACGCCCACGCUCAAGGCCUCCUUACUCUCCUCCGCCCCUACCCUCAUCAUCCCGCCUCCGCCCACCAUCCUCACCACGCCCAUGAUCAAGUCCCCGCCCCUGAGCCCCCCGGCCGCCGCCCACCACGACGAGACGUCACGUUCGCCCUCGCCCAAGACGCCUUCGUCCCCUCUGCUGCCGGAGGAGGACCAUCUCGACGAAGGGCGCGACCCGGAGGACGACUCCUCUGCCAUGCCCGGAGACGCUAAUUCCAGCAGCCUGCGCAGAGACGACGACAAGAAGAAACCGCGCAGGCGUAGGACGGCGUUCACGCAUGCACAGCUGGCCUAUCUCGAGCGGAAGUUUCGCGUCCAGAAAUACCUGAGCGUGGCUGAUCGCUCGGAUGUGGCCGAGGCACUCAACUUGUCCGAAACCCAGGUCAAGACUUGGUAUCAAAAUCGCAGGACCAAGUGGAAACGCCAGAACCAGAUGCGGCUGGAGCAGCUCCGCCAGAGCGCGGGCGUGGGCGUCGAGAAGGACCUCCUGGGCGUGGGUGGCGGCGGGGGUCGCAACUCGCCCGCCGACCCCCUGGGCGUCGUGGCACCGACGUGCUGCCCGCCAUACUUCCUGCCGCCCGUGGACCGGUCCUGCUUCAUCACCACGGCGGGACUGUUCACCAGACUGCCCUACAGUCCCUCCUGCCCCUUGUGACCGCAGGCUGACCCCACGUGACCCCUGACGCCGCUGUCGUACAACAGUCCGUCGUGUCCCUUGUGACCUUCAGGAGGGGAUGGCUGAUCCUUCCAAUCCUUCCAUGGACGCUGAAUGUCAUCUCUCUCUGUCUCUGUCUCUCUCUCUCCUGCCGCUUACUACCUACACGUGUUGCUUGUUUACGCAUUUCCUUCGCUUUUUUUUUUUCUUUUUUACGAUCUCACAGUGGCCCCCGUGGGCAUCCGGGCAUCUAGCAGGCGGGCAGGUGUGCCACCUUGAUGACCUGCGGCGCGGUCUCUGCGGCCGCCGACCUUCACUUUUUCCAUUGGCAGCAGGUUUGAUCCCACUCAGCUGAUCAUUCCACUGUACAUAAAAACGCGAGUGUGUGUGAGCGCGCGCGUCUGCGUGUUGAUACCGUUGGUUGCGUCUGUAUAGCAAAAAUGUUUUUUAUAUCUUGUCUACUGUUAAGACCUUUAGGGUAAGGAUAGUGUUCGUGUCUAGCGUAACGUAACGUCGCAUUUCUGAAAACAAAAAUAAAUAAACAAAUAAGUAAAUCAAUAAACAUCAAAAUGCGGCUGUCCGUGACCCGUGGUCCCGGUAAUUAAGUGAAAAAACUGACGAACUCCAGAAAUGGAUGAACACAAAGACGUCGAUGGUAAUGGUCGAAUGUUGAAGUUGUUUUGAGAUGAAGCUGGCCUUAUGCCAGCACGGGCUCUUGCUCAUAGAUCAGCCAGUAUAAAAAUGCCGAAAGAACGGUCUAGUGAAAAUCGACUGGCUCUCCGACUAUAAUAGUGUUCACUUAGUUGCAAGUCUGGCCGCGAAACGAUUGUAAAACCAGAUGAGUGAGAAGGACAGUAAUAAGACAUGAUAUAUUGACUUUGAACAAAGAUAUGGGAACAUUCUGUGUGGGUAUCUGUAUCGCAAAAGAGCAUCAUUUGCUUUUUUUACACAUUCCACACAGAGAGCAGAAGACGGGGUUGUAGUAGUGAUAUCAGUGUCUCAAUGAUCCGCUGAAAAUAAGGGGGCUUUUGGACAUCAGAGAGGCAUAUUUAUAUAUAUAUAUAUAUAUAUAUAUAUAUAUAUAUAUAUAUAUAU
Macrobrachium nipponense is the source of this 3629-nucleotide messenger RNA. Its product is annotated as homeobox protein ceh-30-like. The transcript is spliced from 4 exons. Gene Ontology annotation, molecular function: DNA-binding transcription factor activity, RNA polymerase II-specific; DNA binding. NCBI's taxonomy places the organism in Eukaryota, Metazoa, Arthropoda, Malacostraca, Decapoda, Palaemonidae. Gene Ontology annotation, biological process: regulation of DNA-templated transcription. The record is from RefSeq and is a predicted model, not a curated record. The coding region runs from base 1440 to 2534 and encodes 364 amino acids.